Molecule: messenger RNA, 427 nt
Organism: Saprolegnia parasitica CBS 223.65
Lineage: Eukaryota; Oomycota; Saprolegniomycetes; Saprolegniales; Saprolegniaceae
Exons: 1
Coding region: 31-330 (99 amino acids)
Source: RefSeq, a predicted model, not a curated record
AUCAAUAAGCUUCGCCGCCGACAAAGACGCAUGGAGACGCAGACGCCCAUGACGAUGCCCAGCGACAUUGACAUUGACUCGGCGCCGAUCGGCAAGCAUCAUGCGCCGACGGUUGCGCCGAUCCGGACGCGGUCGCUCUCGAUCAACUCGUACGACACGGUCGACACGCCCAAGGCCAUCUCGGACGAGCAGCAGGACGCGUUCCGCAAGAAGCACGACGUGCACGACGAGGCGCCCAAGGCGCACGCACCGGCCCAUAUCGUGUCGGCCGUGAGCCCGCACAAGCUUGGCCAAAAGGCCAUUGUGAUGCCCAAGGCCAUGCACAUCUAAUACCCCGUCGUUCUCUCCAUGUACUCUACUCCUUUCCAUCAACAGCAACGUAGUACUAUUGCUAAACACAUGGGUCUUGUUUCUUAUGGCGACACGA